UCCUUGUUCUUCUUCUUCUCCCAUGUCUAGCAAAAGAUCAAGUGGCAGCAGGAGCAAUGGAAAUGAAGAUUUCAGCCUCAGGCUUAGAGAGCUUUCAUCAACUAACAAGAAGAAGAAAAGAAAUGCAGCUAAGGUUCUGGAUGAAGCAUGCAAUCACAUUAAGAAGCUGAACGGAGAGGUGGAGGAUUUAAGCAAUCGGAUAUCGGAGUUAUUGAACUCGUCGGAGGCCGAAAACGGCGUUAAUGCAGACAUUCUUAGACAACUUUUACAACAAUAA
Messenger RNA from Hibiscus syriacus, 277 nucleotides. RefSeq names its product transcription factor PRE6-like. Lineage: Eukaryota; Viridiplantae; Streptophyta; Magnoliopsida; Malvales; Malvaceae. The transcript is spliced from 2 exons. Bases 23 to 277 code for a protein of 84 amino acids. Gene Ontology annotation, molecular function: protein dimerization activity. The record is from RefSeq and is a predicted model, not a curated record.